CUUUCUAUCAUAUGGUCAACCCGGCAUUUCUGAGAAGAUACUUUCUCGGAUGAUCAACGUGCUCGAUAGUUUCGUGGAAUGCGAGAUAUAAAAGGGCUACACAUCAGAGCUAUUGUCCCUCAGUUCAGAGACAGUAUUCGAGCCUUCCACUCCUACCAACUCAAUCAGCCAUGACUUUCAUUCGUGCUGGUGUUCUGCUUGCCUCUGUCGUCGCUGGUCUGGCCGCGACUAUACCUCGUUCUCUGCCCUCUGGUACCGUUACCUGCGGAAGCAACAAGUACUCUGCGUCUGAACUCACCGCUGCCAUCAAUGCUGGCAUUGCGGAUAUGGACAGUGGGAACUUGCCUGACGAUUACCCUCACCAGUAUUAUAGUGAAUCUUCAGAGCACAUCACUUUGUGGUGUAGCGGAAAUGGCCCGUGGUACGAGUUCCCACUCGUCCCGGGAGGGUCCAUCUACACCUCGAGCGACAGCCACUACGUCUCUCCUGGAACAGACCGCGUCGUCUUCACCGCCAGCGGCACAUAUUGCGCUGUCGUGACGCACACCGGUGCUGCAUCUUACGAUGGUUUCGUUGCCUGCGAGGGCGAUUAGAUAGUCCUUUGGUGGGGUCUUCUAGAGAGAGAACAUGAAAGUGUCUGUGUGGUCGUUAGCAUGUUCGCCCAUAUUUGGUAUUUUCUUUGCUAAAGAAAAAUCAACGUCAUUUCCCCGUCAUCCGAAUCGGGACUGCUCUGGUUGCCACAAUGGUGUGGCGUCUUUUCAAGUUCCAAUCUGCCCUCGGCAUCCGGCGGGAGAUCGUCC
This is a messenger RNA of Stereum hirsutum FP-91666 SS1, 800 nucleotides long. Its product is annotated as Ribonuclease/ribotoxin. Gene Ontology annotation, molecular function: RNA binding; RNA nuclease activity. The record is from RefSeq and is a predicted model, not a curated record. Lineage: Eukaryota; Fungi; Basidiomycota; Agaricomycetes; Russulales; Stereaceae. The transcript has 5 exons. The coding region runs from base 171 to 593 and encodes 140 amino acids.